AUGUCCUUUCGCAAGCGAGGCGUUGUGCUGGGCAACCCCCGAACUCCAGCAGUCGCCAAAGUAGAAAAGUCACUUCCACCAGGUACUCGUCCGUCGCCGCACGACGGGCGCCUCACCACCUCGUCCGGCACGCAGUCGCUGGAUCAGCUGCUCGCGGGCCAUGCCGGCCUGCCCAUGGGCACCUCGCUUCUCAUCGAAGAAAGUGGCACAACCGAUUUCGGCGGCAUGUUGCUGCGCUAUUAUGCUGCCGAGGGCCUGGUUCAAGGUCAUCAUGUUCACGUUCUCGGUUUCGACGAUUCAUGGCGUCGAGAGCUGCCUGGCUUGGGUACUGAUGGCAAAGAAAAGACUGCCAAGGCCGAAUCAUCGUCGGACAGCAAAAUGAAGAUUGCCUGGCGGUACGAGGCUUUAGGAAAUAGAGUCUCGCCAUCUAGAGACCCUACGCAAACUCCUUCACCCCAACAAAGUACAGCUGCUGCCUUCUGCCAUACAUUUAAUCUCACAAAGAAGCUGGAGAGCAGUGAUGUCAAGGGACAACUCUUUGGAUUCCCAAUUGUGAAUGCAUUUUCACCACCGUCCUCGUUUUUUCGAGACUUUCUCGCGUCCGUCGCCGCGAAAUUGACCAGCUCGCCGCCCUCUACAAUCCAUAGGGUAGUGGUCCCCAGCCUCUUGUCGCCAACUCUGUACCCGUCCUACGCGUGCAAUCCGGAACAAGUGUUGCGAUUCCUCCACCGUCUCCGCGCUCUUCUGCGCCAGCACCACACGCGGCUGACCGCUGUCGCCACGCUGCCCAUCUCGCUGCAUCCCAGAGCCAACGGCCUGACCCGGUGGGCCGAGCAUCUCUGCGACGGCGUGCUCGAAUUGGUUCCACUCGGCCACCAAAUACAAGUCAGCCGCGACCCGACCAGCGAAGACAAGGCGCAGGGUCUCGUGCGCGUGCAUAGUCUGCCCAUCUUCCACGAACGGGGAGGCGGCCUGGACGAAGGCUGGCGGCGCGAGGACCUGUCGUUCAAGCUCAGCGCUUCCACCGGCCUCAGCAUCACUCCAUACAGCCUACCGCCUGUGGGAGAGGACGAAGAGCAAGGCAAAGAAAACACCGAAGCUGAGAAGAAGAAAAAGUCUCUUGAAUUCUAA
Molecule: messenger RNA, 1131 nt
Organism: Cordyceps militaris CM01
Lineage: Eukaryota; Fungi; Ascomycota; Sordariomycetes; Hypocreales; Cordycipitaceae
Product: PAXNEB protein superfamily
Exons: 2
Coding region: 1-1131 (376 amino acids)
Biological process (GO): tRNA wobble uridine modification
Cellular component (GO): elongator holoenzyme complex; transcription elongation factor complex; cytoplasm
Source: RefSeq, a predicted model, not a curated record